This is a messenger RNA of Suncus etruscus (white-toothed pygmy shrew), 1915 nucleotides long. RefSeq names its product UNC homeobox (gene UNCX). Bases 19 to 1560 code for a protein of 513 amino acids. Gene Ontology annotation, biological process: regulation of DNA-templated transcription. Gene Ontology annotation, molecular function: DNA-binding transcription factor activity, RNA polymerase II-specific; sequence-specific double-stranded DNA binding. Lineage: Eukaryota; Metazoa; Chordata; Mammalia; Eulipotyphla; Soricidae. The transcript has 3 exons. The record is from RefSeq and is a predicted model, not a curated record.
CCGGCCCCCCCGCGCGAGAUGAUGGACGGCCGCCUCCUGGAGCACCCGCACGCCCAGUUCGGGGCCUCGCUCGGCGGCGUGGUGGGCUUCCCUUACCCGCUGGGCCACCACCACGUGUACGAGCUGGCCGGCCACCAGCUCCAGACGGCCGCCGCCGCCGCCGCCGCCUCGGUGCCCUUCUCCAUCGACGGCCUUCUCAGCGGCUCGUGCGCCGCGGCCGCCGCCUCGGUGGUCAACCCCACGCCGCUGCUGCCGGCUGCCUGCGGGGUCGGCGGGGACAGCCAGCCCUUCAAGCUGUCAGACUCGGGGGACCCAGAUAAGGAGAGCCCCGGCUGUAAGCGACGGCGCACCCGCACCAACUUCACGGGCUGGCAGCUGGAGGAGCUGGAGAAGGCCUUCAACGAGAGCCACUACCCGGACGUGUUCAUGCGCGAGGCGCUGGCGCUGCGCCUGGACCUGGUGGAGUCCCGAGUGCAGGUGUGGUUCCAGAACCGCCGGGCCAAGUGGAGGAAAAAGGAGAACACCAAGAAAGGCCCCGGCCGGCCCGCGCACAACUCACACCCCACCACGUGCAGCGGAGAGCCCAUGGACCCUGAAGAGAUCGCACGCAAAGAGCUGGAGAAGAUGGAGAAGAAGAAACGCAAACACGAGAAGAAGUUGCUCAAGAGCCAGGGCCGCCACCUGCACUCGCCGGGCGGCCUGUCCUUGCACAGCGCGCCCAGCUCGGACAGCGACAGCGGCGGCGGCGGCUUGUCCCCGGAACCGCCCGAGCCACCACCGCCUGCCGCCGCCGCCGUCGCCAAAGGCCCCAGCGCGACAGCUGCGGCCAGCACCGAGCCGCCCGCGCCGGGCACUUGCGACCCCGCCUUUUAUCCGAGCCAAAGAAGCGGCACCGGCGCGCCUCCCCGGCCCGGCCGCCCCGUGGACAAGGACGCGGCCCCGUGCGCUCCCGGCGCGGCGUCGGUGGCGGCGGCCUCCCUGCCCAAGGCCAGCCCGUUCAGCGUGGAGAGCCUUCUGUCCGACUCGCCGCCGCGCCGGAAAGCCGCCCCGGCCAGCGCCUCCUCGGCCGCGGGGCUGGACUUCGCGCCGGGGCUGCCGUGCGCGCCUCGGACUCUCAUCGGCAAGGGCCACUUUCUGCUUUACCCCAUCACGCAGCCGCUGGGUUUCUUGGUGCCGCAGGCCGCGCUCAAGGGCGCAGCGGGGCCCGAGCCUGCGCCCAAGGACGCGCCGCCCGCGCCGCCCCCUGGUUUCGCGGCCUUUCCCGGGCCCGACGCCGCCACCGUCGCCGCCACCGUCUCUCCUGGGGCUCCUGCCCCGGCGCCUUUCCGGGACGCGUUAGCCGAGGGCGGCGCCGUGGACGGCGGCGAUGGUGCAGACUCGGGGGGCACCUGUCCGGCCGCCCCACCGCCCCCUCAGCUCGCGCCAUCGCCGCCGCCUCCGCCGCCGGCACCGGGCCCCGGAGCGCGCGCGCCCAGCCCUGCAGGGGAACCAGGGGUCCCCGAGCCCGGGGGCGCUGGUGGCCCCUGCGUGCCCGAGGCUGAAGAGGUGGACAUGGACUGAGGGGAGGGCGGCCUGGUCGUGCUUCCCGGCGGCGACUCGGCGAAAAUCAGGUGAUGGGCUUAGAAACAAACACUGCUUUUCUCUCUCUCUCCCCGUUUCCCUCCUUUUAUUACGUUUUUAAACGAGACACAACGCUGGAUCGAUUCGGACCCAGACAAGUACCGCAGGCCUGGGGGUGGCCCCGCCUCCUCUCCAGGGAUCAAAAAGAAACAACAACCCCCCCAGAACACUCCCCCCCCCAAAAAAAACAAAAACAAAAACCCACAACAAGAAUCCUCAGCCUUGUAAAAUGCAAAAAUGUCUAAGAAUAUUUAUAUAUGUACCAUUUUUGAUAAAUAAAGCUGGUCAAACGCUC